UAUGUCAUAGUGGUUGCAGAUUCAAUUACGUACGUAGCCAUGCAUUAAACCCUAGCCCUUAUUUACCAAACGUUUGCUUCAUCGGACAUCUGUAUAAACAUCCAUUUAAUUCUUUGUCACCAUUUCUUGAGCUGAUCUUCAUCACGAAAAUUUCGAGCUUUCUUGCAGCAAUUUGCUUCUUCACACAAAUCCCACCUCUAUAUAAACCUAGCCAACUUCAAUCAAUUUUUCUCCAUCUCACACUUUUCUCUAUAGCAAUAUAAUAUACACCAAGUCUUCAAGAAUGGCUCAUUUUUCUCAUGAAAAAGGUGCAAUUUUUAGGGUUUCUUUGGUGGUGGUGGUUGUCAUGGCGGCGAUGGUUUUAAGGGGUGAUGCAAAAUGCGCGUUUGAGGCGAUCUUCAACUUCGGUGACUCGAACUCCGACACCGGUGGCUUUUUUGCCGCUUUUCCAUCUCAGUCUUCUCCCAAUGGCAUGACCUACUUUAACCGCCCGACUGGCCGACCUAGCAAUGGCCGUCUCUUUAUCGAUUUCCUAGCACAAGGUUUGGGAUUGCCAUUUCUGAGCCCAUACCUGCAGUCGAUUGGAUCCGAUUUCAGACACGGGGCCAACUUUGCCACGUCAGCUUCGACGGUUCUUCAGCCAAACACUUCGUUAUAUGUCACCGGUGUUAGCCCCUUUUAUCUGGCUGUCCAGAUCAACCAACUGAAGAAUUUCAAGGCAAGAGUUGAAGAAUUCAAAUCCCAAGGACAAACCAAUCUUCCUCAACCGGAUGUAUUCGGAAAAUCGCUCUACACAUUUUACAUCGGCCAAAACGACUUCACUGGCUACGCAUCCUCGGCGGGCCCCGGCGGUGUCAAGCAAAUUCAGCCACAAAUCAUUUCCCAAAUCGUUAGCGCCAUCAAGGAAAUCUAUUGGCUAGGAGGGCGAACAUUUAUGGUCCUAAACCUAGCUCCGGUGGGUUGUUACCCUACAUUCUUGGUGCAACAAUCACAGGGUGGCUCGGAUAUAGAUCCUUCCGGAUGCAUGAUGUCAUACAACAACGCAGUAAACGAUUACAACGAGAAUCUCAAGCAAGCUCUCUCCCAAGUUAGGCAAGAACUCCACGACGCAAACGUGAUCUACGUGGACACAAACUCCGUUAUUCUAGACCUUUUCCGAAACCCCACUUCACACGGGAUGCAACAUGCGACAACUGCAUGCUGCGGAUACGGUGGCGGUUCGUACAACUAUAACCAACAAGUGUUUUGUGGAGCUACAAAGGUUGUCGACGGUCAAACAGUGACGGCUUCGGCUUGUAGCGAUCCGCAGAAUUACGUGAGCUGGGAUGGGAUUCAUUUGACUGAAGCUGCUAACAAGAUUGUGGCUUAUUCCAUACUUAGUGGCUCAAACUUUGAUCCUUCUUUUGCUCUUAAUCAGUACUGUGAUAUCCAGCCUAUUGGUUGAAGUAUGUGUGUGUGUUUAAUCAGCCAUGAAUAAAUAAUCAGUGUGUUGACUGAAGAGAAGUGUAAUGAAAUGUGGAUAGUUUAAUCCUUUGGAUCGUGAAUAAAAUUGUGAAUGUUAAAUUCUCAGUUUCGAU
Messenger RNA from Erythranthe guttata (spotted monkey flower), 1577 nucleotides. RefSeq names its product GDSL esterase/lipase At4g01130. Lineage: Eukaryota; Viridiplantae; Streptophyta; Magnoliopsida; Lamiales; Phrymaceae. Gene Ontology annotation, molecular function: hydrolase activity, acting on ester bonds. The record is from RefSeq and is a predicted model, not a curated record.